Messenger RNA from Diachasmimorpha longicaudata, 973 nucleotides. RefSeq lists its product as uncharacterized. The transcript is spliced from 4 exons. The record is from RefSeq and is a predicted model, not a curated record. Lineage: Eukaryota; Metazoa; Arthropoda; Insecta; Hymenoptera; Braconidae. Bases 270 to 851 code for a protein of 193 amino acids. Gene Ontology annotation, cellular component: extracellular matrix.
UUUCCCCUCGUAAAAUAUAAACAAUAAAUAAAAUUUAAAUCCGGCUGAACUUGAUCCUGAAACGAUUAAUUUUUAUGGAACUCCGAUGAAUCGACAAAUGCGUUAAUAUAUUGGAUCAAACGGAAUAUUUUCAUUGAUUCGGUGAGAAAGCAGCCUGAUGCCCUUCUCAGAGAAAUACUGAUGUCAUACAUAUGACUUUCACUCAAUGUCUUCUCAGGCGCUUCAGUCUAACUCCGCAGUUCAGCUGAGAAAGAUCAGAACACGUGAAGAUGAAGUCAUUUGUCACCCUCGGUAUUCUCCUGUUAAUAUCGGCGUGCCUGGGAGACGUUUCUCACCUCCUCCAGGAUAAUUACUACGUGGAGACGACGACCCCACCGUCACCUCCUGUUCCCUACAGUUUUCAUUACAAGGCCGGACGUUUUCCUGGAAAUGUCGAUCGGUUCCAGUCCGAGUCUGGCGAUGGAUCCGGAAGUGUUCAAGGAACUUAUUCAUUUAUCGAUCCCAAAUUCAAAAUUCGAACUGUCGACUACACAGCAGAUAAAAAUGGUUUUCAUCCGGUUUUGAAGAACUACGAAGAGUUCCAGACCCCCCCAGAAGACUCAGAAGCUGUAAAACGUGAGAGGGAGAGGCAUUUGGCCCUUUACCACCGAAUCGCUGAGAACAAUGCCCACGGUCUCACGUUCCUUCCUAAGGAAACUGCAGGUGUUGCUAGAGCUAAGGAACGUCACCUCGAGCUGUUCAAGAAAAUCGCUGCAGAGCACCAGGUGAUAGCUGCCGAGCGCGAGGCAGAGCGUCUCGCUUAUGAAGCCACCUCAAUCCCCAACGACGUCAACAAUCAGCAUAUUUACUGAAAAAAAAAUUAUAAUUAUCUUUGAUCUGAAUAUUUACCUCUGUCAUGCAAAAAUACUAUUAUGAAUCAUGUGUUGCACAAUGAAAUAAAUGGUUACCCAUUCGUGGAAGAAUGAUUUUUCAA